UGUGGCUCUGUGGGGGCGCCGGUGCGUGCCCAAAACAAGCAAAGAACGCGCCCGCGGCCGCGCCUACGGGCAGGCGCGGCGAGGGGAUGGCGGCCAUGGACAUGGAGGACGGCGAGGACAUAUGGGUCAACACCACCAGCCCCAGCCCAAUCGCCUCGCGAACACAGCCCGCCACGGCCGCGGCGGCGGCCUCCAGCUGCAGCUCCAUCUCCACGCAGCACAGCCUCAACUCCCACAUCCACCUACUCUCCUCCGCGGCCGCGGCCGCGGCCGGCGCGCACUGCUCCCCGCCCCACUCCAGCGGCGCCGACGGCAUCUGUGCCGCCGGAGGCAUCCGCCACCACAUGGGCCUCGGCGGCGGCUUCCGCAAUGCCGCCGCGUUCCCGGUGUCCUUCUUCUCCUACAGCCUCAACGCUGCCGCCGCCCGCAGCGCGCUCGAGGACGAGAUGUGCCUCGGCCCCGACGCGUCCGCCACCUGGGCCGGAGCUGGCGUCGGGGGCGACGACCGCCGCAAGAAGCGCAUGAUCAAGAACCGCGAGUCCGCGGCGCGCUCCCGCGCGCGCAAGCAGGCCUACAUCCUCGAGCUCGAGAGGGAGGUGCAGCUCCUGCAGCAGGAGAACGAGAGCCUCCGCGUCAAGUACGAGCAGCUGAGGGUGUCCGUGGAGGUGCCGGUGCCGAUGAAGAAGACGCUGCAGAGGACGCCCUCCGCGCCAUUUUGAGGGAGGAGACGAAGACCUUAGCAGGUCGCCGAGUUCUUUUGGCGGUAAUCAACCAUGAUUGCAAGCGACUGAUUAGUGAGUACUGCUGCUGCUGCUGCUGCUACAAUUACUCACAUAGCUUAUAGAUGCGUCGCAGUAGUAAUCUACUAAGCUUUGCCGUCCAUGUACAUAGAUUGAGUCUCAUGUUCAAUUGCAUCUAGGGCAUGUAGUAAGCUUUGCCUUAAUCGGAUCUGUACAGUGGCAGCUGCCUAGCUAGACGAGGCUGCCUGCCUGUCAUCAGUACCAUGGUGAUGUCCUGCUGGCUGCUGCUAUAUAGUAUAUGUCUGUGUGUAGCUUGUCGCAUGGGAUUGGGCAGAGGGAUGAUGAGGCUGCUUGUACAAAUGCGGUAACUAUUGCUUCCUAGAACAAUGACAUUUUGGGGCGCAAGAAAGAACAACCCAUGAAGCAGGCCUCUUGUUCUGUUUUUUUCUC
This is a messenger RNA of Phragmites australis (common reed), 1190 nucleotides long. RefSeq names its product bZIP transcription factor TRAB1-like. The record is from RefSeq and is a predicted model, not a curated record. The transcript is spliced from 2 exons. Gene Ontology annotation, biological process: positive regulation of DNA-templated transcription. Gene Ontology annotation, molecular function: DNA-binding transcription factor activity. Gene Ontology annotation, cellular component: nucleus. Bases 87 to 719 code for a protein of 210 amino acids. NCBI's taxonomy places the organism in Eukaryota, Viridiplantae, Streptophyta, Magnoliopsida, Poales, Poaceae.